UCAGCUUCCUGUUCCGGUAGAAACCGGAAAAGGCAGGGCGCCAUCGUUGAUGAAGCCUGUCAUGUCUCCUGUCGGUGAAGUUUCUCCCCCACACUGAGACAUGGAGGAGAGGUACAACGAAAUCGGUUUCGUCCAGCAAAUACUGGGCCUGAAUCUGGUUCCGAGGAAGAACGGAACGCCGCUGGGGAACGACACGUCACUGCGGGACUUCUCAGAGAUGUGGUACGGCGUGUUUCUGUGGGCAGCCGUCUCCUCCCUGAUCUUCCACCUGCCCGCGGCGCUCCUCUGCCUCGCCACCCUCCGCCAGCACAAGCUGGCCCGCUUCCUGCCCAUCGCCAUCCUCCUCAUGGGCGUGCUGGGCCCAGUCUGCGGCGGCGUCCUCACCAGUGCUGCCAUCGCCGGAGUCUACAAAGCAGCCGGGAAGACCAUGAUAUCCCUGGAGGCUCUGGUGUUCGGGGUGGGACAGUCGUUCUGCGUCCUCGUCCUCUCCUUCCUCAGAAUACUGGCCACCCUUUAGCAGCACCGGGGCCGACUUUGAGUCGGGACAGAACCCCAGCUGAACUCUGAGCAGGGCCGAACCUCGAGUCUUUGGACUCCACCUGUUGGGUUCUACAGGACCGUCGUGGGACAGGCCAGCUCAGCAUCGAGACAUCUGGAGCUUAGAAUGCUGCGCUGGCGUCAGAUUGAACUCAAAAACAGCCCCUACUCUUCUUUACGGGGGGGGCAGCUGCACGUGGUGAAUGCGAUGUGUUGCCAUGGUUACCGCUCAGCGGUCUCAGGGUGUUUCCAUGCAGAGAUGCUGAUGCACUUUCACACAGGAAGUUUUAUGCAAAAAUGUUGCUCCAUCGUUUGAGGCCUUAAUUUCUACUUUCAACCUUCAGAGUUUUUAUUGAUGUGGGGGGUUGAGGGGUCAUGUGACGCAAAGAACUCUGGGAUCUGAUGAGUUAAAAGCUUUGAACUGAUUGGUAUAAAUCCAGUGUCCUUUGUAACUUUUUUGAUGGAAUCUGAAUUUCUACUUUAUUUUUCUGCAGAUUUUAUUUUUCUGUUUCAAGCGUUUCUAUGAGCUCGCUCCUUCCUCACAUGUUCAGCUUUAGUUCUGCACGGUAAAGGCAGCAGACGCAUUUAUGUUCGCACUGACUGUUGUGUUUGAAACCUUUUCUGUCUGAAGUUCCAAUAAAGCUGAAACAAAUGUU
Molecule: messenger RNA, 1193 nt
Organism: Oryzias melastigma (Indian medaka)
Lineage: Eukaryota; Metazoa; Chordata; Actinopteri; Beloniformes; Adrianichthyidae
Gene: tmem170a
Product: transmembrane protein 170A
Exons: 3
Coding region: 101-517 (138 amino acids)
Biological process (GO): endoplasmic reticulum tubular network organization
Cellular component (GO): endoplasmic reticulum membrane
Source: RefSeq, a predicted model, not a curated record